Molecule: messenger RNA, 6342 nt
Organism: Phycodurus eques (leafy seadragon)
Lineage: Eukaryota; Metazoa; Chordata; Actinopteri; Syngnathiformes; Syngnathidae
Product: rho GTPase-activating protein 40
Exons: 15
Coding region: 531-2603 (690 amino acids)
Biological process (GO): regulation of small GTPase mediated signal transduction; regulation of actin filament polymerization; signal transduction
Cellular component (GO): cytoplasm
Molecular function (GO): GTPase activator activity
Source: RefSeq, a predicted model, not a curated record
UUCUAAAUAAGAAACACUGACUAAAGCACAAGUCGAACAAUCUACACUGUGAGAAAAAGGAAUAUGGAGUCCCUCCAGGUGCAAUACGCACUAAUGUAUCCCAUAAUGCUCAUUAUUAGACGCUAAGGUCACUGUAUCUUUUCCCAAGGCCACAAAAAUAUGUUCCCAACAAGCGAGCAGUACAAAUGUCAUCUCCCCAGUGACAGGUUGUUCUUGUGCAAACUCAGUCGAAGGUAAAGUAUUCAUUGUUUCACACUUGUUGUCCUUUCGAGUGACGGCUAACGGGCGUGUUGCCUCACGGGCGGGAGAGGUCAGGUGAAAAUGAUGCGGUAACGUUCAAGGCGUUGCCCCGCCCAUACCACAUUCUAGUCUUGCUUUUGCACCUCAGUUCACAAAGACCCAGCUUAGCCGUCUCAUAACUUCCUGUCACCGUUCAAGCACAGCAGUUCUAACACACUUACAUGCUGUGUUCUCGGGCUCGGUUCCGUGCGGGACUCUUUUAAUUCCUGGAUUCCUUUGGUGCUGUGGACAUGGGAGGCAGGGAGAAGGUCAUGGUGACCAGGGCACUAGGGCCCACCGUGCAAUUUACACGCUGGAACAAUAUCAGGCUCCGUCCUGCACAGAAACCGUUAAGGAUCAGAAACUUAAAGUCAUCCUCGCAAAAGAAGAAAUCCAGAGAUCCCAGCCCCACCGAGAUGAGCGUGGAGCCCUGGGCCAGCCCGCAGGACCAGGCCGCCGCUGAGCACAGCGCACACACGCCGCCGCCCUCGCCUCCCUCCCAGGACCAGGAACAGCAUCCCGACAAACUCUGCUUCGACUCUUUCUGGACCGAGGUGGAGACCAUUCGGCAGGGGGGCGGCCUUGCGGACCUCGACAGCACCCGGAGGGAUUCCAGACAAUCGGAAGAGGGGGAGCAGGAGGAGCAGUGGCUGGCCGACGCCGGUCUGUCCAACCUCAUCAGCGAGGGCAGUGAGGAUGUGGAGAACGCCGUGCUUCUGUCCACGCUGACGCGGACGCAGGCCGAGGCGGUCCAGCGCAGACUGGAUUCCUACACGAUGUCCCUGCGCAAGCGCAACAAACCGGCACCGCGCCACGUACGCGACAUCUUUGCCACGCCCAUCCAUCAGGGUCUGUCCGAGUCUCAGCGUAGUGAAGAACUGGCCCAGAACAGUGUGGCGUCGGUCUCCAAAACCCCCCUCUCAGCUCCCACGGAGGAAUUCUUCUUCACUGACGUGGCUUACUGUGAACAAGCCGUCAUCUUCCUCAAACAGGCCAAACUGCCUCAGAACAACGUCCAGCGAAGGAGGCAGGACAGCACCUUGCCUGUAAGGAUCCAACCCGCUGGCUCUCUCUUGCCCCGGGUGAUCUGCGCCAAGUACCGCCUGGGAGUCACUCGAAUUCAAGACCUGUCUCACGCCGACAUGAAGAAGGUGCGCCAGUUAGCUCUCAUCGACAUGACGGCGCUGUGCGACCUCAUCGGCCUGGAGGUGAAACGGCACAAGACGGCCAAGAGGAAAUUGACAGAGAGCCCGUUGUUCGGCGUGCCGCUGGCCACGCUGCUGGAGAACGACCAAAAAGUGAAGGCGGCGGCGACCACGCCUCUCCUCCUGCAGGAGCUUUUGACAUUCCUGGAGAAGAAGGGAGUCGAUUCUGAGGGCAUCCUGCGGGUUCCAGGAUCUCUGUCCAGAAUCAAGUUGCUGCAGCAGAACUUGGAGGCCAACUUCUACACAGGUCAGAUCAAGUGGGAGGAAGUGAGUCCCAAUGACGCCGCCACGCUGCUCAAGAAAUUCAUCCGAGAGCUCCCCGCUCCUCUGCUCACCACCGAGUACCUCAACACCUUUAGCGCCGUCAGAGACGUCACAGAGCUCAAGCAGAAACUUCAAAUGUUGAACCUGCUCAUUCUGCUGCUGCCUGAACCCAACAGGAACACGCUGAAGGCCCUCCUGGAGUUCCUCAGCAAGGUGGUGUCCCGGGAGAAGAGGAACAGGAUGAACCUGUGGGCCGUGGCAACCAUCAUGGCUCCCAACCUGUUCCUCCACAAGGCCGUGCCCAGCAGGUUGACCGAGGGGACCGAGAAGGGGCAGGUGGAGAAGGCCGCUGACGUCAUGAGGCUCCUCAUCCGCUACCAGGACCUGCUUUGGACGAUUCCAAAUUUUGUCAUGAACCAGGUGCGGAGGCUGAACGAGAGUAGCAACCGACGCUACCAGUUUUACGAUCGCCGCUUCAAGAACUUUCUGAGGAAGAUUCACACCGACAGCAAGGAAAAACCUGAUAAAAAUACCUCAGAGCUACGCCGCGCGGUGAAGAUCCACGUCGGGGAUCAGGUGAGCGGCACUAUGGACUUCCAGAUCAAUGGGGACUCGCGAGCUUCCGACCUGCUGACACAGUUUUACCGCCAGUUCAUCCUCAGCCCUGAAACCGGGAACGGCCAACGGCGAAGGAAUGGCUCUGUGUCCUAUUCGGAGUGCGCCCUGUACGAAGUGGGAGGGAACAUCGGCGAGCACCGCCUGGACCCCGACACACACCUGCUGGAUUUGUACAACAGCAACUCAGGAGGCGAGUGGGUCCUCAAGAUGAAGCCCAACGCAAGCCGAGGCUUGUGAAAGUGUGGCUUCGAGAAGUGGAAAAGACAAGAUGAGUCUGUGGGCAUUUCAUGGUGAGAGCAACAAGGCAGAAGGAUCCAGAUGGAGGACAAAUGAACAAUCUGCCAGGAGCAGUAUCUGCCCCCCCCCCCCCCCCCCCCCAACCCCGCAACCAAAAAACUUCCAUGAUCACCUGCUUUCCCUCCACCUCCAUCUUUCUGCAUCCCUCUACCUCCUCCUCUCUUGGAUGUGACUCAUUACAUCCUGCUGAAGGACCUGCUGCUGCAUUGACAGCGAGAGAGAGCGAGAGAGAGUGGAUCCCUGGGCAGUUUUGGUGCGCCAUCUUUUCUCCCCAGCAAUCAUCGCAGGUCGAGAGCGAGCAGAUGGGCUCGCAGAGCACCUCUGGCGAUACGCAACCCCCCACAUCUCCCUUACCUCCCCCACCCCGUCAUCAGUCUGACACACACCCGCUUUUGUGUGCACUUUAGUUCAAGAAGCAGAUAUUCAUACACACACAAGGGUUCAGUGCCUUGCUCGAGGGAACACUGAAAGUGCCCUGAAGAGAACAGGAAACACUCCAGUGAACAGUCCAAAUGGUCCGUUUUUGCUACACAGGUGGCUCUUUUUCUUACCCCUGUUCAGACUGAGUGAGUGAUUUUAAAAACAAAUAAUAAUAAUUUUUAUCCAUUGCACUAUAUCCCUUAACGCGACAAGAAGACCUUCUUAUUUCAUAGCCUCUUGGAAUCACAGUCUUGAUUCUUAUACUUCCAAAUUAAAAAAAAAAAUUCUUCACUGGAGCCUCAACAUAACCGAAAUACACCCAUUUUUACAGGCCCGUGUAUUUAGGGGUCCCCGACACAACCUCCCAAAACACAUUCAGAAGGGGAACGUUAGAAAAACUUAAAUCUCGUUAAAGGACUCAUAGAAAAGGUCAGACCCAUACCCAAAAUUGAACAGGAGGUCAGCCAUUUUGAGCUGAAAGCAAAUGUCUGAGCUUUUUUUGCCUGCGCCAUCAAGUGUGCUCACAACUUGGUGUGCAGCUUUGCCCAUUUCAAGGAUUCGCCAUGAAAAAAAGAUUGCUGCCUACAUCAAAUUCCUCAAAGGACCUUGCUAAAUUUAUGAACUACUAAUAAGCAAUUACAGUGGUGCCCUGAGAUACGAGUUUAAUUUGUUCGCUCACCGACUCAAAUCAUUUUUCCCCCAUUGAAAUGCCAUUAAACCGUUCAGCCUCCCAGAAGAAAAAUGAAAAAAAGUUUAGUGUGUUAAGGAAAAUAUCACUUUAUAAUAUUGUACUUCAUAAAAACAUAGUGAUGUCAUUAAAUACAACGUACGGACUUAAACAGUAUGUGCAUCCUGAUAUUGUGGCUCCUGGUGUGAGCACCUUGGCCAUCAGGGGGCAGUAUAAUUCUGCCAUGCGGACACAAACGAAAAAGAAUUUCACAACUACUGUGACUCAGUAACUGCAACAAUAUUAGUCAUUUUUCAUGGAGGAUUAAGAAUGUUAUAUUGUCUGUCGACACCAUUUAUGUUCAAAUCCCCGUUCCUCCCGUACAACUCUGCCACAUAGCUUAGAUCCUAGCCUGUCUAUUGCGUUUCCCAUUGUGUUAGCAUAAAGCUAGCAGAUUUAAAGGCAAAGGUAUGGGGGAUGUAAAUCAGUUUUUUUUUUAUCGUGACAAUGAUCUUCAGAUGGGUAUGGCAAUUAACAGCUUGAAGCUUUGUUUCCAUACUUUGUUGUCAGUCUGCCAAACUGCUGCUUGUGAAGUUGAGUUAAAUUGCACAGCACUUGUCUCAAAUUUUAGUCAAAGCAAAAAAAUCCAAUGGCCGAAAAGCAGCAUCUACCUCGAAAAACUCGUAAGUCGGGUCACUCGUAGUUCAUUGCGCCACUGUAUUUCAUUCGUUAUAUAUCAUGAGCAAUUGUGCUCGAAGGCCAGAGCAUGCGGCCCUCUUGGAAUUAUUAUUGUUUGGGCAAACGCGUUUGGAGGGCUUUCCCAAAACCUAAAACACUAUUCAUCCCGGUCAAAAUUCUCUCAGUUGCACCCUGCCGAAAUUCUGUUUAAAUUCGUCUCCUGAAGCCAGUCAGUUUGACUGAGCAACGUGACAUUUGGCAGGCGUGUCUGUCAUGAGUAGACACUCAAAAAAAACACUGGAAGUCAGGCAUUUUAGUUUGAAGUAACCAUUUUAGAGUCACCUUGGCCAUGUCCAGGGGUUCUUCAAAGGCAAAUUUGCGCAAGAGUCUUUGUCGGAUUGCUACUAACUUUAACCCAUGUAUACUGGACUGAUGGGCGACGCCUGAAUCAAAAGAAGUUUUUGUUAUUGUAUGGAAGCGCAGCAUGGCAGCCAAGUUUGACUGGCUAAAAAAAAAAAAAAAAAACUCAUGGGUCAACUCAACAGGCCCACAAACCGUGUGUGUGUGUGAGAGAGAGAGAGAGAGAGAGAGAGAGAGAGAGAGAUAUGAUGAUGAUGAUGAUGAUGGUCCAGCCCUGAAGACAUUCCCAGUACGCAGUCCUCCAUCUGGUGCACUUCCCAAAUUUGCAGGCGGGAUCACAUGCUCUCGUGGGCCAUAUGUUGCUGACAACCUGCAGAAAAUGACUACAAGUGUAUCUUCUCCUCUUUGGACUUUUGGGGGUAUUUUCAGGGUCCUAUCUUCCUUCCAUGACGUGAUCAUUUGUGGUAGGAAAGGGACCUCAGUGAAAACAAAUUGGCUUCAUGCCCACCCCCCAUAUUGACAGUCUAGAGCAUUUCUCCUCCUUUUGACCUCCCUUUUAUUCCAGUGUGUGCCCUUGAAAAGCAGACCCUGAUGCAUAUCUUCUUAUCAGAGACCACCUGCGGUCUCAUGGGCCUUAUAAAGAACAUCGAUGGAUUUCCUCAACCUGUGCAUUGACGGACAUCUUGGAGUCAAACGGUGUCACCUCCUGAAGGACACACGGUGAAGCUGGUCUUCAUUUUUUGAACAGUGCGAGGGUGGGGUGGGGGGUAUUAUGGGAUGUUUAUUUAUAUGAAUGUGAAGGCGUUGUCGCUUGUGUAUUAUUGAUGCUAGCCAUUGUUCAUUUACUUCACUUUUCCAUGUACAUAGUUGUCACGCGCUCACUUCAUUUCGCAUUUGGGUGCGCGUCGCCGCCAUGUUGAUGUGGCGCAGCCAUUUUGUGGCUCAUCCAUCAUCGCUCGGCUCGCCAUCUCGCCGUCAUCUGGGCCGUAAUGGCUGCCGGGCGCAUGCAUCACAGGCGCCGCAUCUCUCCGAUAAAGGGAGAAGCUAAUAAAUGGCUGUUGUAAAUUCAGGACUCCAUGACAGCAGUGUGCGUGCGCGUGCGUGCGUGUGUGUGUACGUGUACACGUGUGAUGGGCUUCAUCACAGGACCACAGUUGAGCGAGCGCGUACAAAAGCGAGCUGAUGGAGCGGCCUUCUGCUGGCAAUCAGGAGAAGUAGGUCACCUCUGAGGCGGUGUCCCACAGGGCCCCGCACCCGCGCAUCUUACGUCACGCGCUCCAGUUGACGCUGCAUGGGUUCCUACGCGACACUGGUGUGGAUACAGGGAGUCCUCAGCUUACGGCGUUACCCGAUGAAUGUGUACAGUGAACCGUCACACCCAUAGGAACCGAUUUAUGAUCUCCGUCAUAAAUCGAGGACUCCAUGUUGUGUGUUUGUCAAUAUACUAUGUACGUAUGUGUGCGCGCGCACCAAUUUAACAAGUUUGCGAAUGUAUAUUUAUGUCCCAUUGUUUUGAAUACAAAAAAAAAAAACUGCCAUUAGUUCCUUUUUUUC